AUGCUGGUUGGAGUUUCAGGCAAGGAUGAUAGAUCAUUAUCGUUGAAGGAAGUAUAUGGGGAGAAACUGGGUUCAUUUUUAGAGGCAAAAGAGAGUUGCUAUAAAGCUUGGAAUCGUUCAGAACCUCCAGAAAGGCUAUGGAAAACUUUACAAGAAGAGAAAGAGAAUUAUCUUGCUCAGCUGGUUUCAUCCGGAUUAAGGUUUUCAGAAGAAGUUCAAAAUGAGGUAGAUUGGCGAAAUAUGUUUGAUCUGCUUCAAAAAAGUGAAUUAUCCUUGGAGUACCCAUUCUCACUUCCAUAUAAAUCAGAAUCUCUGUCAAAUUUAGAUAUUUCAAACUCUGAAUCUCAACUCAUAUGUAACCAAUUUUCACCUAAGUGGGGAAUCAAUGCAGGAAAAAGUAAAACAAAAAGAAUUGAGGGGAGGAGGAUAAAUGAAAAAUCUAAGAAUAUUCCUUUUGAAAUGGAUGAGAGGCAGUGGCAUCUUGCUGGAUACGAGGUAGUACUAUUGUGUAUUGACUUUAUAAGACGUAAUAUUGGGGAGUUGAGACUAGAAAUUACCAGGUUAGAAGAAAACAAGCUUAAGAUGGAUCGUUUAGAAGAACAACAUAAGGGUAGCUUUGGUGCAAAUCGAAGAAUUACAUCUGGGAUACAAGGUAAAUUUUCUAAUGUAUUAGAAGAAAAGAGUGAAAAUUACAAUUUUUCUAAACUUUGUACAGAACAGGGAAUGACUUACGAGAAGCUACAAAGUCUACAUUCCAAGUUAACAAAAGACUGUGACAACUUAAUGUCUAUUAAUAAAUCAUUAAUUAUGUUUUCUGAGAUGGCCAGAAUCAGAUUCGAUAUAGAUUCUUCUACUGACUAUUUGAUUAACAAAUUGUUAAGCAGAUUUGAUUCUGGUGGUAUGGGUUUCUUUAGUUCUGAAGACAUUCAUCCUCUAGAAACAAGAUAUAGAGUUCUAUUACUUUUAGAAAGCUGGUCCAAAUCUGACUUACUAACUUCUAGGUGUUCAACCUGGGACCAUGGAAAAUUAAGAAUUAAACCAGGAGGAGCUCCAAGAAUUGUUCCUGAACUAUCUAACUCAAAAGCUAUCAAAGAUGAACCAGAAUUCAAAUCCUGGGUUCACAGACAAAUUCACAUUAUCUACUCAAAUUUGGCUUUUAAACUUCAAAGGUUAGUAUUAUUUAUUCCUCCUGGGUGGCUUCAAUAUCUUCCUGGUGAAAUUGAUCUAAGAGAUAUGUUGGAUUUAAGAAACAAAUCCUGGUCUUAUAGUGAUCGAAGUAUUGGGUUAGGUAUUCACAAGGAGUUCCUAUCUGAAGGAAUUCAAAAAUCUCUUGGGAAAAAUCCCCAAUACCUUUUGGAGUUUGUUUUAGAAUCCAUUUCUAUUCUUGACAAGCUUAGGAAUUUGUUGGAUUUGGGGUUUUGGGGGGAUCUGAGUUAUCUUAAAAACAUUGAAAACCAGAUCAAUGGCCGUGAUCUCCUUAACAGACUACUCAAACUCAUGUCAGCAAUGGAGAGAUUGGACUUAGCUGUUAGAAGAGACAUUUCAAAAAGUUCAUUAAAAUCUGUAUCUCCUACAUUUCACAUCAAUCUAUCAUCUUACUGUGUGGAAGCAGGGACUACAGAGAAGACUUUAACAUCUAUAUCAAGCCAAAGCAAACAGGAUGGCCACGUUUACACUCUGAAUAAUCAUAUUUAUAAUGGUAACAAUACUAAUCAUGUAAUUUUGGGUUCUAAUUCUUCCCAAAUUGAAUCUAAAAAGUACCCAGGGCAUAUUAACAGAAGGCAAUUAAUAUACAGCAAUGAGUUUGUUAGGGAUUCAAUAGAAGAAAAACUUUUAGCUUUGCCAAAAUUGAAUUCUUAUUGGAUGUUCGAGCCCCAAGUAUUACAUGUAUUGAUUAAAACUUUAAUGCUUGUAAACGUGAAUCCUGUGGAUCUUAAUAAUGGGAUUAAAGGAACAGGUUUAGAUUCUAUAGGUCUCCACCAGUACUCUCCAUUCAUUUCUAGAUGUGUAGUAUUUAUAGGUUAUAUGCUAGAGAAUGGAAUCUUUGUGGAUGAGGAUCUUGAAUACAUGGGUAAAGUAACUAUUACCAAGACUAAUGUAAUACCCACAAGUCUGGAUACUUAUUCUCUGUAUUUAGCAUCUAGCAUGUGGAUAUGUUAUGAGAACUUUCUUUCUAUUAGAAGCUUAAGGCCUAUUUCUGGCCCAUCUCUAGACACUAACCAUGAAUCUCCAUUGAGAGUAGAAGAAACCUCAGGGCCAAGAGUCAAAGAGUUUGACAAUUCAAGUAUACAGGAACUCUUCUUUUCAGUGUUGGACCUUGUCCUAAAGGAUCUUCUUAGCUUUUUAAAGCAUCAAACUGUAUCAAGUUUGGAAGAGGAGCUUACUAGCUCUUCUCAAUCCUUGACUAAUGCUUACUUUUCAAUUUCUAAGCCCAUUGGCCAAAAAUCUGCUACUGGAAGUUCUGAGGUAGUCUCCAAGGAGGCUCCAAAACAGACUGGAUCUAACAUCAGGUCCAGGUUCCACAGCAAUAGUAGAGAACUUUUGAGGAAGAUUACGAACAGUAAAGAGGCUAAAGGGACUUCCGUGGAGAAAUCUUCAAAUGAAAACAAGGAAGAUGAAUUUGAUGAAGACUUUACUCAUUUAAAUAGAUUCUAUAAGAUCACCUCAUUUCUAAAUAAUAUCAAAGGGAGAAAGGUAAAUGUUAAUUCAAAUGCAAAUUCUACCAUUUCACAACCUAUUUUGAGACAAUCUGACCAACUUUGGAGGAAUCCAGACUGGAUGAUAUCCUUUGGGGAUGGUUCUAAAGGAGCAAAGAAUAAGAAUAAUAGGGAGGAUGGUUUGAGUGAACAGCUCUGGAAGGUUUUUGGAAUCUCCUUAACAACUAGUUCAAGAUCAGAAAGGGUUUAUGGGGAAAUAUUGGUGAGAAGAUUAAGUACCCUUUCUUUUAGGUCAAGAAUUCUCUGUCUUUGUCAAAGUUUCUUUAAAUUGGGAGCUCCAGGAAUUUUGAGGAAACUUUUACAGAUUGUGAGUAAGAUAAGUACAUACUUGGUAUUAGAGGAAGAUGAAAACUCUUCCUUAGUAGCUAGAAGAGCAAAUAUGGGCCAGAUUGGCCCAGAUAGAAGACUUUGGACUCGGUACUGCAAUUAUUGUAUUUUAAGAUCUAAUGAACUGAGAAUUAGAGAGCUGUUUGAGAUUCCAAUACAAAUGUUAAGACUCCCAGCAACCCAUUAUGUGGAGCUGAAACUCAGAUUAAAGUCUAAAGAUCUCAAGGAAAGUGAGGAGAAAGAAAGAAUGGAAAGGUUAGCUCGUCAGGAGAUUCAGGGAUGUUUAGAGACUUUUAUCCAUUCAUUCCAAUUUUUGGAAAAUGUAUAUAUUUGGGAAACUAUUACGUGUUGGAGCAGAGUUAUGUAUGAGGGAGCUAGUCUAACUGCUGGGGGAGGAAGUAUAAGUUUAGUUAGAGACUAUGUAUUAAUCACUGUGAGAUUAUUGGAAGUUUAUGUACCAUAUUAUAUGCAGGAACUGAUGAACUCAGAGUAUUGGGAUCUUUUAAUGAUCUCGAAGUCACAAUUUGAAGAUCUAGUCUCUAGUAUUAUUGCAAUAGAUAAAUACAUGGUAAUCUUAAGAAACUGGCUAGAGUUUAACUUGGAUUCUAUUAAGAUCCAGAGUAGGAUUAUAGAUGCUCAGAUGAUUUACAACCAAGUUAAUGGUGAUAAUGAUUCAAAUUCUCAGAUUGAAUUAAAAUUGCAAGAAAUGAUGAGAAGACGGUAUAUGAAUGAUCAUCUUCAGCAGGUAACUUUGUUUAACUUGUUUUCUCCUCAGUUUAUAUUGUUAAUCCAAAAUAGGAUUAAUAAUAUUGAGUACCUUGUCUACAAAGUUUAUCAAAAUAGCAAAGAUCUAGGUUUUAAUGCUUGGACUGAAGGGAUUAAUACUCCUGAUAUUUACACAUCCUCUAUAAUGAUUGAUAUUGGAACAAUUGUUAAUACUGGGGUUGAAUCUUUGGUGGAGUGGCUAAUUUUUCCUCUAGAGGAUGAACAAUCAUUAACUCUUUCUUUAUCUCCAAUUAUGAAGUUUUAUAGAGAUCUUACAACUUUUAUUGUAAACACGGUAAAAAGAGAACUUAAUUGUAAAAAAUAUGAGUUAAUUGACUCCUACCUUCAAUAUAACUUGGAAAUCCUAUCAGUAUUGUCUAAAAAUGGAGUUGGGAUGAAUGGGAGUUCUCUAGGGGGCUCUGUAAUCCAGGAACUCAUGAACCUAUUAAUAACCCACAAAAUUCCUAAUUUGGCUCGGCAAAUUCUCUCUUUCUCUUCUUCCUCUAGUACAUGCAAUUCUGGAAAUUCGAAUACCGGUAUUGAUAAUACCGGUAUUAAUAACACCACGUGUACCAACAAUAACAAUAUGUUAUUUUCUUCUGGAAUUGGAAGUAGUGUGAUUAGUGGGAAUGGAGAUAUUUUGGGGAUUGGAUCUGGAAAUAGGUCAGGUAAUGGAAGUUUGAACAGGAGCAAAGGUAAACUGACAGAAGGUGGAGGGAUAUCUGAGGCUUUGAUAGCGGAGAAAUUUGAAAGAGGGACCAUAUUUUUCAGCUUAUUGAACCUUUGUUUAAGGGCUGAAAAUGAGGAGAGGGAUGGCUUAGAAGAAGGAACUGUGAUUGGAAGUGGGACUAGGAUGGAAAGGAUGGUAGGGAUUAAGAAAGGUUUAAGGGAUGGGAGUAUUAGAGGGGAGCAUUAUUCAAAUAUGGCCCUUAAAAGUAACAUUUAUGGAGAUACCGGUAUUAAUAUGAAUGGCAAUUAUAACAGUAGUGGUAACAGUGCUAGCUACAUUAAUUAUGUUGAUACAUAUGAUCUAAAAUAUUUAGUUUCAAUCCACAACUUAUUCUUCUUUAAGAAUAUAAUUUUUGAGACUUGCUCCAAGUUUUUCAAUCUUUUCUUUGGAGACGGUUUUUCUCCUAACCAAGAUGAAGAUCACGAUGAUCUUGAUCAGAGGUACCGGACCCAAAAUGAGAAUCUGGGGAAUAUUGAGUCUUCAAUCCCCUUAAAUAAUAGAAAAAACAGACAAAAAGGAGUUUCUAGGCCAGAAGGUAGAACCUCAAUAUCUGCUGGUUUCACAGGCAAUUCAGAUCCUGUCUCUGGCUCCAUCUCGCAUCAUGUGGAUGACUGGCGAGAAAGUCUUCAAGAGAAACAAUUUUACAAACUUCCUGAUGAGGUUUUAUUGAAAAUGAAGAAUAUUUUGGAAUUCCUUAGGAGUUAUGGGGCAAUGGACAAUGAUGAGAAUAAGUUAUUGGCCUCAGAAACCAUGACUGAGUUAAACCGUCUUUUAUUUUCCCAAGGCUCUAACUCCGUGUUCUCAGACCCUAAAGUUCUAGAUCGUCACAGAGAUUUAUUCCUGAAUCUCAUAGGAGAAUGCAUUCAAAGUAUAGACUCUUUGGUAAUUUAUAUUUUCAGGAUGUAUUGCAUCAAAACAAUAUCAUGUACUUUUGGUUUAGAAUUCUACCUAAGAAUCUACAGUACCGGAUUGUUAAAUGAAAUCCAAAAUCGUGAUACUAACAAAAAUAAUGUUAAUAUUAACGCUAAUAAAGGAAGCUAUUCUUACACUUCAUCAUAUGAAGAGGAAGCGGUUCUCACCUUAGAGAGUUUGAUUCCAGGACUAACCUCAUGUUUCAGGGAUUUUCUGUCUCAGUGCCCCAACCAGGGCAGGUUUGAGAACCGGGAUGAAGAGGGGAAUUUAGGAAAAAAUGACCACAACUUUGAAAGCGAUAAAUUAUUUUCUCUACUUUCUAAAGGUCUUUCAACACAAAACCAAAUUGAAGCUGAAUUUAACAAAGAAUAUAUGAGAUCUUUGGAACUCCUCUGGCUUUCUCACAUAUUUGAAUUAUCCUUAUGUAAGAUAGGUUUACAAUCAUAUACUGACGAGAUCACUCCACUUUUUGAAUAUGAUUUUGAAAUUUUGGAUGAGUUAAGGAGGAGUUCAAAUGUAAGCGAAAUCCGCUCUUCUUCUAAAAACAAAGAAUCAAAGCAAACACUUAUGAUUUCCGAUAUAAUCCUCUACUUUAUUACCCAGCUCCUUCCAAAUAAGAAAAUAAUACAACACAAGAUCUUUAAAGAUCUAACCUUACUCUCAAACUUAAGCUCCGAGGAAAAUAGUCUAAUCCCACAAAAAGAGAGGAAUUCCAGUCAAAACUCUUCAAAUUCAAAAACCAAACUUAAAACAAAAACUAAAGUUACUAAUGAAAGUACCCGAUACCUAUCAAAUCAAGAUCUAAAUUCAGAAAAUGCCUGGGCUGUAUCUAAUGAAGUAAGGAUGAAGAAUAAUAGUAAUUUAGAAAGGAGCAAAGAACCAGAGAGAGGUGAAUCCAGUAGGAGUAGAGGUUCAUUCCUUAACACGGCAAGUUUUACUGGAGGUUUUGAUUACUCCAAUAUUUCAAAACAGCUUUCCAAAGGUCCUCCUCAAAUCGUAUCUAAGAUUAUAAAGAAUUCAAAUUCUGGACAGAAAAAGAUUAAGAACUUUAUUAGUAGAAAUUUAUAUCACUAG
Molecule: messenger RNA, 6525 nt
Organism: Cryptosporidium ubiquitum
Lineage: Eukaryota; Apicomplexa; Conoidasida; Eucoccidiorida; Cryptosporidiidae
Exons: 1
Coding region: 1-6525 (2174 amino acids)
Source: RefSeq, a predicted model, not a curated record